Messenger RNA from Leucoraja erinaceus (little skate), 5747 nucleotides. RefSeq names its product AMP deaminase 1-like. Gene Ontology annotation, biological process: AMP metabolic process; IMP salvage. The record is from RefSeq and is a predicted model, not a curated record. Gene Ontology annotation, cellular component: cytosol. Lineage: Eukaryota; Metazoa; Chordata; Chondrichthyes; Rajiformes; Rajidae. The coding region runs from base 143 to 2353 and encodes 736 amino acids. The transcript is spliced from 15 exons. Gene Ontology annotation, molecular function: AMP deaminase activity.
CUUCCAGCCUUUUAUAGGAGAUGGCCAAGCAAGAUCAAGCUGCAGCUGAGCACGGACCAUACACUGCGGGAGAUACUUCAUUAGACGCACGUUUAACCGGCACUGCAAUCGACCACAGAGGGAGAAAUCACCGCAAGUCAAGAUGUCUAAAGACAAGAAAUCAGGAUUGGACGAAAACGAUCGGAUCCUAGCUGAGAAGGUCUUUGCCCACGAUGCCAAGAAUGAAGAUGAACGAGAUGAGAUCUCUCCAUUUGGAAUACCAGAGGAUUGCCCAAUCGGACACCUUGAGAUGCAGGACAACCUCAUUGACAGAAAGACAAAGGAAUCCAUAGAGAAGAGGAAGAAGCUAACAAUGAAAUCAAAGGCGAUUGAAUCAUCAGUGAAAAUGGUCCAUGUGGCUGAGGAAAUGCAGUCAUCGCCGAACCUGAUGAUGGAGCCAUCAUACGCUGAUGUACCCGAUUUCCAGAGAGUCUCUAUCACUGGAGACUAUGCAUCAGGGGUAACCAUGGACGAUUUUGAAGUUGCCUGCAAGGGUCUGUAUCGAGCUUUGACCAUCCGGGAAAAAUACAUGCGGCUCUCUGUUCAGAGGUUCUUCAGGACCACGUCUCGCUUCUUGCGAACCAUGGAGCACGAACAGUGGAAAGUGGAGGAUGAAGUACAUCCAGUGUAUACUCCACUGAUAAAGGCGGGAGAUGACCCCUUUAAUCCCAAGGGUCUGCCUGAGAAUCUUGGCUACGUGUGUAAGAUGAAAGACGGUAUGAUUUACGUUUAUGCCAACAAUGAAUCAAUCAAGAACAAUGAACCCAAAGACCUGCCUUACCUGGACCUGCCCGGCUUCCUAGACGACAUGAAUUUUCUCAUCGCACUCAUCGCUCAGGGGCCUGUAAAGACGUACACUCACCGGCGUUUAAAGUUUCUUAAUUCGAAGUUUAAUCUGCAUGAGAUGCUGAACGACAUGGAAGAGAUAAAGGAACUGAAGAUUAAUCCUCAUCGAGAUUUCUACAAUGUCAGAAAGGUUGACACCCACAUCCAUGCGGCAGCCUGCAUGAAUCAGAAGCACCUGCUGCGCUUUAUAAAGAAAACUUCGAUGCUGGAUUCCGAUCGUGUGGUCUGCAGCACCAAUGAAGGGAAGCUAACUCUGAAAGAGCUCUUCACCAAGUUGAAGUUGAACGCCUAUGACUUAACCGUUGAUUCCUUGGACGUGCAUGCUGGGCGUCAGACCUUCCAACGUUUUGACAAGUUCAAUGCCAAGUACAAUCCAAUGGGCGCCAGUGAACUCCGAGAUCUGUACCUGAAAACAGAGAACGCCAUAGAAGGAGAAUACUUUGCUCAUAUCAUCAAGGAGGUUGCGUCGGACUUUGAAGACGCCAAGUACCAGUACGCGGAGCCUCGCUUGUCCAUUUACGGGCGGUCGCCGGAUGAGUGGUCAAAGCUGGCCACGUGGUUUAUCAAGCACAGGGUCAUCUCUCCCUACAUGAAGUGGAUGAUUCAGAUCCCCAGAAUCUACGAUAUUUUCAUGGCUCAGAACAUCAUCCCACACUUUGGGAAAAUGCUUGAAAACAUCUUCCUACCACUCUUUGAAGCCACGGUGAACCCUCAAAAUAACAUCAAGCUCAGCAUUUUCCUCAAACAUAUCACGGCCUUUGACAGCGUGGAUGAUGAGUCCAAACACAGUGGACAUAUGUUCUGCACAAAGAGCCCGAAACCCGAGGAAUGGAACGCCCCGAAGAACCCUUCGUACUCCUACUACCUCUGUUACAUGUAUGCUAACAUCAUGGUCCUGAACAACCUGAGGAGGGAGAGAGGGAUGAACACCUUUAUGUUUCGGCCGCACUGUGGAGAAGCUGGGGCAGUGACACACUUACUGGCAGCUUUUAUGACCGCGGACAACAUCUCACAUGGACUUAACCUGAAGAAGAGUCCAGUGCUGCAGUACCUGUACUUUCUGACUCAGAUCCCCAUCGCAAUGUCUCCUCUCAGCAACAACAGCCUUUUCCUGGAGUACGCCAAGAAUCCGCUUCCUGAGUAUCUGAAGAAAGGCUUGAUGGUCUCGCUCUCCACCGACGAUCCCAUGCAGUUCCACUACACCAAGGAGCCCCUGAUGGAGGAAUAUGCUAUUGCAGCACAAGUCUUCAAGCUGACUACCUGCGACAUGUGUGAAAUAGCCCGGAACAGUGUCCUGCAGAGCAGCCUCUCCAAGGAGGAGAAAGCCGACUUCCUUGGCCCUGAUUACCAUAAGGAAGGCCCGGCGGGGAACUACAUCCAAAAGACGAACGUGGCUCAGAUACGGAUGGCUUACCGCUACGAAACACUCAGCUACGAACUGAACCUGAUCAAGGAGGGACUGGAAUGAGAGGACUGUCUGCCGUAGGCAGCAACGUGAAUGAAUCUGUCGUGGACCCUCAUUGAUGCUCGUGCAGCACGCUGCCUGUCCCGCUGAGUUACUCCAGCUUUUUGUGUCCAUCGCCUGUAGUUUUAGUGGUUCGGAGGCAGGAUAAAUGGUUUGUGAUUGCCGCAAAAUGCUGCAGGUACCUGCGACAGUCCGCUGCUUAGCCUUUCAAUGACAAUAGGUGUAUAGUGGGAGGCAGGAAUCCUGCCAACUCAUCGAUUCUCGGCUUCCACUGCAGAUGAGGAAUACAGUAAACCCUGGCGAUGUAUGUUUUUUUUUAAUUAAAAAAAUGUAUUCAAUUAUUAAAAAAUAAUAUUUACACUACAUUAAAACAAGCCAGAACCCACCACCAUAAAACAAUAUAAACAUAUAUUCAUAAUAAACUAUUAUACAAUUAUGAUACAAUCCUUAUUGAGGAUGCAUUCAACACCCAGCGGAGCCCAGCGGUCCUGGAACUCCCUCAGGGUGCCUGUGGACAGGGGGCGGUGUAUGUUGGGAGGAACUGCAGAUGCUGGUUUAUAUGCCAUUGAUAUGUUUUUGCUGCCAUUGCGCAAACGUUUGGUCGUCAGUAAAAUAGUUGUCUUGCGCUACUUAUAUUUUUAGUCCAAUUUUUAAAAAGGAUAGUUUACAGAAUGGUUCUGAACCCCCUCCAUUGUUUGAUUUGACACCUCUUUUCUUUCCCUAUCUGUCUUCCGUCUCCUUAGACAGUCCCUCAGGAUCAAUGGGGAGUGAAUGAAUGCUGUAUUGUCACGUGUGAUGUCACAGUGACUUUCUUUGCUCGCAUACGAAAGGUAUGCAAGUAGUCGCUACAUAAAGGCCACAUAAACUGAGAACGUUUUUUAAAAUAUUUUUAUUAGAAGUAAUGUACUAUAAUAUAUGACAUGAAUAACAUAUUACAUUUCAAGUAUAACUUAUUUUAAAUUUAAUAGUAAAAUAGAAGAGUAAGAAAAGCAAGAAAUAAAGAGAAAGAGAAUAUUUUAUAGCUCGAAAAAGAAAACAAAAAGGUGAUGUGAAAUAAGAAAAAAAAGAAUAGAGAUAUACCUACUUCGUAUCUUUACCCACCUCUCACCCGGUUCUGAAUCAAUUAAUUUCUAAGGUUGCGUUGCACCGCAUGCUUGUAAUAAGUCGAUAAAUGGAGACCAAAUCUUUAAGAAUUGGUCCAAUUUGCCUGAUAGGACAAAUCUCAUACCUUCAAGAUGUAACAUUUCCGACAUGUUUGAAAUCCACAUUUUGAGCGUUGGUGUGGGUGCAUUUGUCCAGAAUUUAAGUAUAAGUUUUUUUGCCGUUAUUAAGCCAUAGUUAAGUAAGCAUUUUUGAAACUAAACUGAGAAAGUUGACAAAGGCACUGUAACAUGUUGUGCAGCCAUUGCUUUGACAGAAUAAAUUCUUUACAUGCACUUUGCUGCUCUUUGUUUCAUUAAAUAAGGAAAGCCGACUGACUUUUGGGUAAUGUCCUGAAAUUGGUCAUCCUCCUCAACUGUUUACAGAUGGGUACAGCCACAGGCGACACCUGCCUACUCCCUUUUCUUCUGGUCACCCAUCUACUCUCUUCCCAGACGCACACCUCCACGUUCUUCCCAGCAGUUAUCAGGCAACUGAACCAUCCUCCCACAACCAGAGAGCAGUGCUGAACUACUAUCUACCACAUCGGUGACCCUCAGACUAUCUUGGAUCAGACUUUGCUGGCUUUACCUUGCACUAAACGUUAUUCCCUUUAUCGUGUGCCUGUACACUGUACAUGGUUCGAUUGUAAUCAUGUAUUAUCUCUCCACUGGCUGGCUAGCAUGCAACAAAAGGUUUUCAUUGUAUCUUGGUACAGGAGACAAUAAACUAAACUGAAACUGAGACAUGAACAGCGACCUCUCACGAGCGAUGUAGUCGAUGUAACCAGGUGUCAAGGGUUCUGGGGAGAAGGCAGAGGAAUGGGGUUAGGAGGAAGAGAUAGGUCAGCCGUGAUUGAAUUGCAGAGUUGACUAGAUAGGGCCGAAUGGCCUAAUUCUGCUCAUAUCACUUAUGACCUUAUGACACCUUUGCUAUGACUCAUCUCAAUGAAGCUCCCAUUUAUCCGAUAGUCCUGAUGUCAUCCAGCUACUGCUCCAGUUCCCUAACGCGGCCUUUAAGGAACUGCAGUUGGCCACAAUUUCCACAAGUGUAGUCAACAGGAGCACCAGCACUUUCCCAGACUUCCCACAUCCUGCAGGGGAAACAUUGACAACUUCUAUACUCAAAUACGUGAAUGACGAAGGCCUACAUCAAGAAUCAAGAGUCAAAAGUGUUUUAUUGUCAUAUGUUCAAGACAGAACAAUGAAAUGCUUACUUGCUGCACACAACGGAAUAUAUGAAAAUAGUACUCUGUAAACAAUAUUUGUUAGGUUAGAAAUGCAGUGCAGAAGGAUGAGGGGUGAUCUAAGAGAGGUUACAUUAUUAUAUCUUAAAUUCCCCUUUACUUUUGAUCCCGUUCUCAACCACAUAAGAUGACGAGAGGAAUAGAUCAGGUAGAUACACAGAGUAUCUUGCCCAGAGGACCAGAGGCCAUAGGUUUAAGGUGAAGUAGAAAAGAUUUAACAGGAAUCUGAGAGGUAACCUUUUCACACAAAGGGUGGUGGGUGUAUGGAACAAGCUGGCGGAGGAGGUAGUUGAGGCUGGGACUAUCCCAACGUUUAAGAAACAGUUAGGCAGGCACAUGGAUAGGACAGGUUUGGAGGGAUAUGGACCAAAUGCGGGCAGGUGGGACUAGUGUAGCUGGGACAUGAUGGCCGAUGUUGGCAAGUUAGGCCGAAGGGCCUGUUUCCACACUGUAUCAUUCUGUGGCUCUAUGACCAACAUAGAUCUCCAGCAGAUGGCAGCAGAUCCUCUCCAUUGCAGCUCAGGUCAGGCUCAGUUUAACAUCAUUAGGCCUGAUCCAGAGUUCUUUUUAUCCCCGAAGAUACUCACAAUUCAUCUGACAUUUUGUGUUCUUCAGAUCUCAUUCUUGAAAGACGUUUUUGAACUCCAAGAUACACAGACUAAUAGUUUUAGUUUUUUACUUUUAAGAGAUGCAGCACAGAAACAGGAUCUUCGGCCCACAGAUCCAUGCCAACCAUCGAUCACCCGCUCACACUAGUUCUAUGUUAUCCCACAGUCUCAUACACUUUCUACACACCAGGGACAAUUUUUUACAGAACCAAAUUAACCUACAAACCCGCAUGUUUUUGGUUUGUGUGACCCUCGACCUUUGAUCAGACUUUACUGGUUUAACCUUGCACUAAACGUUAUUCCCUUACCAUGUAUCUGUCCACUGCGAAUGGCUCGAUUGUAAUCAUGUAUUGUCUUUCCGCUGACUGGUUAGCACGCAACAAGAGCUUUUCACUGUACCUCG